Cucurbita moschata (crookneck pumpkin) is the source of this 973-nucleotide messenger RNA. RefSeq names its product thioredoxin H-type-like. The transcript has 5 exons. The record is from RefSeq and is a predicted model, not a curated record. NCBI's taxonomy places the organism in Eukaryota, Viridiplantae, Streptophyta, Magnoliopsida, Cucurbitales, Cucurbitaceae. The coding region runs from base 377 to 796 and encodes 139 amino acids.
UUGGACCUUGAAGAAAGGUCAAAUUUCAAAAUCUAGGGCAAACUCCCUUUUUCGCCCAUUUCGAUUCCCAAUUCAGAGAGAGAGAGAUCCGUCAAAAUUUUCAAUUCGUCAAGCAAUCCGAUCGUCGUUGACCGACGUUGUCUUAUCCCUCUCCGAUUUGACCCUUUUUCCGACAGCUUCCCAUUAAAAUCAAUAUCCUGAAGAAGGUUCAUCCACGAAUCCCUGUUUGGUUUUUUUUUGUUUUCUCCACGAUUUUUGGAUGUCAUCAUCCCUCCACGGACUACUGAAUUGACUCGAGGCUCCAAUUCGGGGGUUCUUGAGGGCUAACCUGUGGUACCUAGGACGCUUCGAACAUCAUACGCACUUGGACCGCCAAAUGGGACUUUGUGCUAGUAAGUCCGAAACCAAAGACGAUGAGUCUGAGCAUCAUGUCGAGUUUGCCACCGGAAAUGUGCAGCUCAUCACAACCAAAGAAGCUUGGGAGCAAAAGAUGGAAGAAGCUAAUAAGGAUGGCAAAAUUGUGAUAGCGAACUUCAGUGCAUCGUGGUGUGGUCCGUGCAAGGUGGUUGCUCCAUUCUACAGCGAAUUGUCGGAGAAAUACCCGUCGUUGAUGUUCCUAGUAGUCGAUGUUGAUGAAUUAACUGACUUCAGCACCACUUGGGAUAUCAAAGCUACUCCAACCUUUUUCUUCCUCAAAGAAGGACAGCAAAUCGACAAGCUCGUCGGGGCGAAUAAACCCGAACUAGAGCUGAAAGUCACUGCAUUAGCGGAUUCUCUUCCUCCCAAUCAAGUAUGACUUCUGGUAAAUAUGAUUAUGAACCCUGCAAGUAUCUUCCCUGUAUUGUGGAUUUAUGGUGUUUUUUCCCUUUGUAUAAUGCUACCCCCUCUUUUAAGUGUAGACAUGUGAGGUUGGCUAUGAGUUAUAUUUAUUUUGAACUUAUUGGAACUCUUGUAAAGCUUUAGGCUUUUAAUU